Molecule: messenger RNA, 1704 nt
Organism: Kickxella alabastrina
Lineage: Eukaryota; Fungi; Kickxellomycota; Kickxellomycetes; Kickxellales; Kickxellaceae
Product: cyclophilin-like domain-containing protein
Exons: 3
Coding region: 107-1579 (490 amino acids)
Biological process (GO): protein peptidyl-prolyl isomerization
Cellular component (GO): catalytic step 2 spliceosome
Molecular function (GO): peptidyl-prolyl cis-trans isomerase activity
Source: RefSeq, a predicted model, not a curated record
CAGUGUUUAUGCGGUUGAGGCUAAUAGCAGUAUUGAUUGUUUAUUAUAUUAACACGUAUACACAUUUACUUACUUAUUCACUCACCCACUCACUCACUCAUCGGGAAUGAGCAGCAUUUAUGUCAGCGAGCCUCCCACCAGCGGCAAGGUGGUACUAGAAACGAGCGCGGGAGACAUUGAGAUCGAGCUCUGGUCAAAGGAGGCCCCCAAGGCGUGCCGCAAUUUUAUUCAGCUCUGCGUGGACGGCUACUACGAUACAACUAUAUUUCACCGUUUGGUUUCCGGGUGGAUUGUGCAGGGCGGCGAUCCGACAGGCACUGGCGAGGGCGGUGAAUCGAUCUAUGGUGCCCCGUUUGCCGAUGAGUUCCAUUCCCGCCUGCGCUUCAGCCGGCGAGGACUGCUGGGCAUGGCAAAUGCGGGACCAAACGACAAUGGAAGCCAGUUUUUUAUUACGCUUGCGCCCACACCAGAGCUGCAAAAGAAGAACACCAUAUUUGGAACGGUUGUAGGCGACAGUCUGUUCAACGCGCUCAAGCUCGGCAGUGGCGAAGUUGACAGUGUGACAGAGAGGCCGGUUCAUCCGAAGACGCUAAAGCAUGCCCGGGUGCUCGACAACCCGUUUCCAGACAUUGUCCCGCGAGCAACAGCAAAGCGUGUGGCUACGCCGGAUCCGGAUCAAACGGACGCAGCGGUGGCAAAGGCUUUGAAGAAGAAAAGGGGUGGGAACAUCAAAGCAGUCAAGAACAAAAAGCUUCUUUCUUUUGCUGACGACGACGACGACGACGAUACUAUGGCGCACGACAGCAAGGCCGGCCCGGUGGCAGUUGCAACCAGGACGGAAAUGAAAAGCAGUCACGAUUUGCUAAAAUCCGACCCGAUGCUUAGCAAGGAAACCAGCUCGGCGGCGUCGCCAGUCCCAUUAAAAGCAAUAAGGGGGCUUAACAGCAUCCCCGAGCUGGCGCCAAAAGAGGCAGAGAGUGUUGUGUUAGCAGACUCUGGCAGGACGCGCGCAGACAUUCCGAGUGUGAGGGAGAAGAUUCAGAGCGUGGAGAAUGAAAUCAAAAAGCUGACAGAACGGGACAACAAGCGCAAAUCGACUUUAAAUGCAGACAGUGGAGAGUCAAAGAAGCCCAAAAGCGCCCUGUCAGAAAUGCUUUCUCGGUACAAGACGGCCGGCCCAGGCGUGCGCACAGCGGCGCGCAAGAAGGACACUGGGCGCGAGGACGAACUGUUUGUGCGCCUGGGCAGCUUCCAGUCCAAGAUCCGCAAUACUAAGGGUCUUGAGAAGCCGGCGGCGGGAGGCAACUGCGACACAGAGGCCGGCGACAACGGCCGCAAAUGCGAGCUCCAUGGCGUAGCCGGCUGCAAGUCGUGCCAACGUGCCAAGCCCGACGAGUACAGCAGCCUGGGCAAGGUAGCCUCGCGCUUUGACGGCGGAGACUGGCUCUCGCACACGCUUAAGUUCAGCAACAGCAAGGAAAAGGGUUCCGCAUCCGAGUACGCGCCGCGUGUCGAGGACUACGUUGUCAUUGAUCCGCGCGAGCAAGAGCAAAAGUUCCUGAAGCGCAACCAGAAAUAGCUGUGCAUAUGGCCACCACCUCACCUUUUCUCAUUGGGAGUUUUGGAGCGCAAAACUCGCUUCAUAUUUGUUUGGUCAAGUGCUCGUAUAGUUUGGUUGGGAUUAAUUAAUAAACCAAAAGAAAA